GCAUUGCAACGCUGAGUUGUUCAUGUCCACAGCAUUGAAAACAAUCAUGGGCUGAAAGAUGCUGCCAAACAUGGAGUAACCAAGUCCUCAUCUGCAGAAGCGGCGUCGUGCUCUGCAACUCUCUCUCCCAAUGUCUUCAUCGCAGCCCUUUGUUCCAUCGUCGCCCAUCUCCCGCGCCGGCGCCAGGAAGAAGUCGCGUUUUACAUUCAAACAUCUCCAUCUCCUCAGCCAGUCUUCUACAUCUUGUCCCUUGAGAUGCAUCGCACUGAUCGACUACGACGCCUUUUAUGCCCAGUGUGAGAUGAUCAGACUGGGUGUGCCCGAGACCCAACCACUGGCUGUUCAGCAAUGGCAGGGUCUCAUCGCUAUCAACUAUCCCGCCCGGGACUUUGGCUUGAAUAGGCACGUCACCAUCACCGAGGCAAAGACCAAGUGUCCGCAGAUUGUGGUCCAGCACGUCGCAACGUGGCGCGAAGGCGACGACAAGUGGGCAUACCGGGACGAUGCCGCAAAGCACAUCCAAACGGACAAGGUAUCGCUAGAUCCGUAUCGUUUGGAGUCCAGGAAGAGUUUGGCCCUUAUCAAGGAGAUCUUGCCCCCGCCACCGAUACAACGCGUCGAGAAAGCUAGCAUCGACGAGGUCUUUCUCGACCUGUCCGCCCAGAUCCACCAGAUCCUGCUGGAAAGGUAUCCGGAACUACAACACGCGCCCUACGACGAUCCUACCGAGAACCUCCCCUUGCCGCCGUCGACGGCUCUGAACUGGGAGGCGGAUGCUCUGGUGGAUCUUGAUUCCACCGAAACUGAAGACGACGACCCCGACUGGGACGACGUGGUCAUGAACAUAGGCUCCGAAAUCGUCCGGGGCGUGCGCAAGACUAUCCGCGAGAGGCUGAAGUACACUUGCUCGGCCGGCAUCGCGCGUAACAAGAUGAUGGCCAAGCUCGGUGCUGGAUACAAAAAACCCAACCAGCAGACCAUUGUCCGGAACCGGGCGGUCCAACACUUCUUGUCCGGCUUCAAAUUCACCAAGAUACGCAAUCUGGGCGGUAAACUCGGGGACCAUGUCGUCGACACGUUCAAUAUCGACGACGUCACAGAUCUAUUGAAAAUUCCUCUCGAACAACUCAAGGCCAAGCUGGGCGCUGACACGGGGACGUGGCUCUAUGGGACCAUUCGUGGCGAGGACAACAGCGAAGUCAGUUCGCGUACGCAGAUCAAAUCAAUGCUAUCUGCCAAAUCCUUCAGACCUUCUAUCAAUACAACGGAGCAGGCAAAUAAAUGGCUAACAAUCUUUGUAGCAGACAUCUAUGCUCGCUUGGUCGAGGAAGGCGUGCUCGAGAACAAGAGAAGACCCAAGACCAUCACUCUGCAUCACCGGCAAGGCGGACAGACGAGGUCAAAACAGCUACCGAUCCCAGGAGGCAAGAAGAUCGACGAGAUGAUGCUUUUCGAACUCGCAAAAACCUUGCUUGGACAGGUCAUUGUUGAUGGGCGAGCCUGGCCGUGCGCAAACCUAUCGCUCAGUGUUGGAGGAUUCGAAGAGGGUCUGUCAGGUAAUAAAGGUAUUGAUAUGUUCCUGCUGAGGGGAGACGAGGCCAGGGCUGCCAUGGAUGUCCCACACCGAAGUAACACUGCAACACCGGAUUUCGACGAAGGGCGGCCUGAGAAGCGGCGAAGGUUGAACGAAGGUCCCCCUAGCAUUGCUCGCUUCUUUCCCAAAGGUGAGAGCACCGAGGAAGGCGAAGACGAAUCCCCAGCUCAUCUCCAAGACGAGGAUAUGGGCGGAGGAGGCGGCGAUGAUGAGAAGGACCACCGAGGGAACAGCCAUCCCCCACCUCAAUUGCACCAACAAGACAUCGCCACUUAUUUCUGUCAGACGUGCCAGAAAUCGAUCAAUGAAACCGAGCGAGGUGAGCAUGAAGACUGGCACUUUGCCAAAGAUCUUCAAGCUCAAGAUACGCUCUCUGUGACUGGCCCAACGAAUAGUCGUCCCCCUGGUCCGCCCAAUCCCAAGUCGAAGCGCGGCGCUUCGAGUAGUUCUCGAGGGCGUGGCUCAAAGGUCGAGAAGGGCCAGAGUCGCCUUGCUUUUGGAUAG
Molecule: messenger RNA, 2098 nt
Organism: Cladophialophora immunda
Lineage: Eukaryota; Fungi; Ascomycota; Eurotiomycetes; Chaetothyriales; Herpotrichiellaceae
Exons: 1
Coding region: 131-2098 (655 amino acids)
Biological process (GO): response to radiation; error-prone translesion synthesis
Cellular component (GO): nucleus; site of double-strand break; replication fork
Molecular function (GO): damaged DNA binding; DNA-directed DNA polymerase activity
Source: RefSeq, a predicted model, not a curated record